GGAGUAGCUUUUUGCAAACAAAGCCUUAUUCUCGCUGGAACACUCAAACGUCGGUAACGCAGACUCCAACGAAAGCCUCGAAGAAUCGUCGGCUGAAUUUCUCAACCAUUUCACCAGUACCGGCGAGCCGGUGGUGACCUCAAAGAAAACUGGCAUCCUACACCAUGAAUGAGAAAAAGACCAUCUUGCUUAGUGGAAGAAAAAGAGAAUGGAACCCAGCAUUUUGAAGGGAAGCUAGAAAGAAACCAUGCACGAUGAACAAGCUCUUACCCAACACAUUUCAUUGUCCAUUGUCAUCUCCUCAAUCUACUUGCACCAAGUCAUUCAAUGCAAUCAUCAACCGCCUCUCCCACGAAGGUGCCUACCACCAAAUCAUACUAACUUAUUCCUCCAUGCUAAAAGCCUCUGUUCCCCCUGACACCUUUACAUAUCCUAGCCUCCUCAAAGCAUGCACUUCCCUCAACCUCUUUCAUCUCGGUCUUUCUGUCCACCAACACGUGCUCGUCAAUGGGUUCUGUGCUGAUCCUUACAUUGCAUCGUCUUUGAUAACCUUUUAUUCUAAAUAUGGGUGCACUGGUAAAGCUCGCAAUGUGUUCGAUAAAAUGCGCGAGAAGAGUAUUGUUCCGUGCACAGCAAUUAUCGGGUGUUAUGCUCGGAACGGUGAUACUAACAAUGCACUCCUCUUGUAUAGCUCUAUGCAGCAGGAUAUGAUAAAGCCCAGUGCAGUUACUGUUUUGACGUUGUUGUCUGGAGUGACACAGAGUGAUCUCGUGAGAUGUCUUCACUCUAGUAUUGUAAAAUAUGGUUUCACAUCUAACUUAGUCUUGAUGAAUUGCAUGUUAAGCCUGUACAGUAAAUGUGAAAGGGUUGACUGCGGAAGGGAAGUGUUUGAAUCCAUGCAUGAAAAGGAUGUUGUUUCCUGGAAUUCAUUGAUUUCUGGUUACAUUUUGAUGGGAAACACGAAUGAAAUACUAAGUCUUAUGCGUAGGAUGUGGUUUGAGGGUCUAGAUCCUGAUUCUCAAACAUACGGGUCGUUGGUUUCUGCAAUUUCAAAAGGGGGUAGUUUUGAAAUAGGAAGAUUGGCUCAUGGUCAGAUCAUAGCCCAUGGAUUUGAAUUAGAUGUACAUCUUGAAACAUCACUUAUAGUAAUGUAUCUUAAAUGUGGACAAUUGGAAUACGCGUUUCAUAUUUUUGAGAAAGCAAACAAUAAGGAUGCAGUUUUGUGGACAUCUGUUAUCUCAGGUCUUGUUCAAAACGAACAUCCACUAAAAGCAUUGGAAGUUUUCCGUUGGAUGCUAGAUUCAAGAACUAUACCAUCUACUAACACCUUAGCCAGUGUACUUGCUGCUUGUUCACAGUUGGGUUUAUUGAAAGUGGGAACUUCAAUACAUGGUCACAUAGUGAGGCAAAGAAUAGUGAUGGACUCUCCAGCCCAAAACUCUCUUGUCACUAUGUAUUCUAAAUGCGGCUUUUUAAAGCAAAGCCUUGCGAUUUUCAAUAUGAUAGAGAAAAAAGAUUUGGUGUCAUGGAAUGCCAUUGUUGCAGGGCAUGCUCAGAACGGAGAUUUGUCAACUGCUUUCCAUAUGUUCAAUGGAAUGAGAAUAACCCAUCAAAAACCUGACUCAAUAACCAUAGUUUCCCUUCUUCAAGCUUGUGCCUCGACGGGAGGUUUUCAGCAGGGGAAGUGGGUUCAUAACUUUGUUAUCAGGACCUGUCUUGGACCUUGUAUCAUGAUAGACACUGCUUUGGUUGAUAUGUACUGCAAGUGUGGUGAUAUGAAUACUGCCAGGAAGUGUUUUGACAAGAUGGAGGAACAUGAUUUGGUUUCUUGGAGCACAAUCAUUGCCGGUUAUGGCAGCCACGGAGAAGGAAAGAUUGCUCUGGAGUUGUACUCAAGGCUUGUGGAAAGUGGAACGGUACCAAACAGUGUCAUCUUCUUGACUAUUUUGUAUGCAUGUAGUCACAAUGGACUUGUUGAGCAAGGAAUGAACUUGUUCGAGUCCAUGAGGAAUGAUUUUGGAAUUGAGCCAGAAGUUGAACAUUGUGCUUGCGUAGUUGAUCUCCUUUGUCGAGCCGGUAGGGUUAGAGAUGCUUAUGGUUUUUAUAAAACAUGGUUCCCAAAUCCAAUGAUUGAUGUUUUAGGUAUACUGCUUGAUUCCUGUAGAGGAAAGAAGGGUUUGGUAGAUAUGGGGGAUCUUAUUGCCACAGAGAUAUCUGUGUUGGAACUUGAUGAUGCUGGGAAAUAUGUGCAACUGGCUCGUAGCUAUGCUUCGAAUACACAGUGGGAGGGGGUUGGUAAGGUGUGGCUCCAAAUGAAGAAUCUUGGCCUGAAAAAACUGCCAGGAUGGAGUUUUAUCGACUUGCAAGGAAAUAUCACAGCGUUUUUCAUGGGCCACAGUUCUCAUCCUGAACAUGAAAACAUCGUGUCUCUUUUAAACAUAUUGAGCAGGGAGAGCAGGGAGAUGGUUAUCAUGCCUGACCUUCAAUUAUGUGGCUGAUAUACUUUAACGAGAUACUGCGUCUAAAGCAAUACUCCGUAUUAUUUUCACGUCUGAGAAGGUGCUCCCGUCAAAAGCAAAAUUUAUGCACCAGUGACUGGAGGAAGAAAUUCUCAGCUGGACUAGGCCUAUCUAUGUUUGAAGCCAACAGGUGGAGUCUGAUGAAAAAAUUCUGACUGGCUAUCAUAAAUUAUACUCCCUCCGUCCCGCAAAAUUCUUCCCACUUUCCUUUUUGGACCGUCCCACAAAAUUCUUCCCACUUACCAUUUUUGGACAAUUUGUGUGGUUCACAUUCAUUUCACCUUUUUCUUACACAACCACAACCAUACAUUUCCACUUUGUUCCACUUUCUUAAUCUCCGUGCCAAGUCAAUCUGGGAAGAAUUUUGUGGGACGGAGGGAGUAAAAAUAUGCCAGCAGGUAGUCUGAAAAUAUGCCAACAUGUGGAGUCUGAUGAAAAUAUGCAUAGCUAUUGCAGGAGGUCUUCUGGGAUGAUCAUAAAUUAUUAAAAUAUGCCAGCAGGUAAAUAUCGCAUUGAACCAGCUGGGUGUGUGAGCCUUGUCCAACAUGUUACUUCAAGCUGCCCUUACCUUGAAUUCUGUGGCCUUAUGACAAUUGGAAUGCCUGAUUAUAUAUCGACACAAGAGAAUUUUAAGGUUUCUUGUCACCUGAUGUCAUCAAUUAGUUUUCUUCUCCAAAAAUGAAUGGCUUAUUAAUACAAUAUACUGCUGCUUCUUCUAGACGUUGGCAAAUUGUAGAAGUGAGGUAUGCAAGACAAUUCAAAUAGCUGAAGAGCAAUGCGAGAUGUCCAUGGGCAUGUCUGGGGAUUUUGAACUUGCAGUGAGUAAACUCUGCCUUGCACAUUAACGCUGGCAUGUUCCGUUACUUUGUUUCUGUUAGUCAAGGGGUUAUUUGCCUUCAUUUAAGGUUUGGUAAAGGUUUUUGCUCAAAAAUAAAGUUCAUGGGCAUAAAUCUCCUUUGGUGUGAACUUGGUGGGUAUUUUUGCCCCUUUUCCCUUUUCCCGCUCCAAACAGGCCCUGAACAUGUUAGUCCUUUGCUAUGUGCAUACUUUGAAGUAGUCGGUUUUUACAACUCGUCUUUCUGGCUACUGCACAUUAAAAUGGGAAGUACAAAUGUCAGAAUUGGAUCGAUGAUAUCGAGCUAUGGACUAUUCGAAGCAAUGAAUUCUUAAUGUUAUUGUCCUUUUGGUAGCCAUGUAUAAGUAGAAUAAGCUUAAUAAGGGUUGGUUUGCAACAAUUUAAAAAAAACACUACCAAUUUUUUAAUUUUCUCGACUUUCGUGUCAAA
Molecule: messenger RNA, 3804 nt
Organism: Cuscuta epithymum
Lineage: Eukaryota; Viridiplantae; Streptophyta; Magnoliopsida; Solanales; Convolvulaceae
Source: the annotation of a GenBank genome assembly